AUGCCAACAAAACUUUAUAUUGGUAAUGUGCCUCCAACAGUGAGUUCAACUGAAUUAAAGGAAUUAUUUGAAAAAUAUGGCAAAGUACUUGAAUGUGACAUUGUUAAAGAUUAUGCAUUUGUUCAUAUGGAAGAUGCAAGUAAAGCUAAAGCAUCUAUAGCAGCUUUAAAUGAUUUUAAUUUAAAAGGAAGUCGUAUUAGAGUUGAAAUAUCAACAACACAACUUCGAAAUUCGGGUCGUCCAUCUCGUCGAGGAGGAUCACCACGUUAUGAUUCAGGUUCAAUGCCAAUGCGAUCAUCACGAAAUCGAGAUAUGCCAAUGAUGUCAUCAAGUCGUAAUGGUAAUUAUUCAGGUGGCGGCGGUCCCGAUCGAUCGUAUCCGAGUAUGCGUAAUAGCUACAUGGACGCACGAUCUCGUCCGUACGAUUCACCUUAUGAACGUCAACGUAUACCACCACAUUUACCACCAAUGAAUUAUCCGGAUCCGUACAGUCGUCCUGGUGGUGAUCCGUACAGUAUGCGUAGUGGUGGUGUUGAUCCCUAUGGUCGUGAUGAUUUUUAUCAUCAUCGAGGACCACCAAUGCCGAUUGCUGAUCAUUAUGGACGUGGACCACCGAUGCGUCGUUAUGCUGCUUCACCUCCAUCAUCACGUAAUGGAUCUGGUCGUUAUGGAUCAUCACCACGAUCAUCAUCAUCAUCUCGUCGUCCAGCAAGAAGAUCACCGCCGCCACCACCUUCAAGUUCAUCACGAUCACGUCGAUAG
Messenger RNA from Rotaria sp. Silwood2, 762 nucleotides. Lineage: Eukaryota; Metazoa; Rotifera; Eurotatoria; Philodinida; Philodinidae. The record is from the annotation of a GenBank genome assembly.